GUAUAAAAACUGGCAUGAUACUGACUACAAUCAUCAGUUUACUGACAUCCACCGACCAACCAGUCAAGACACCAAUCAACAAAAUGGCAUUCAAACUUACCAUUGCUCUGGCCCUCUUCGCCGUUAUCUACGGAGCUCAAGCUAAUGAACUAGGGAACCUAGGAGGCGAUCCGCUGGGAAUUUUGACAAACCUUGCGGGCAAUGUUCCUAUUGUUGGUGACGUGCUGUCAAGUGUAGUACCAUCUAAUGAUGCAGCCAGUACUGAUCCAUCCGUCUCAACCACCCCAGGAUCGGCCCUUGGAGGACUUGGAGCAAUUCUAUCAGUUUUUCAAGGCCUUGGACCACUUGGAUCCAUUUUGGCUGUAGUUUUCGGAUUGCUAACAGGCCUUUUAAACCUUUCAUCCAUUUUUGGUAGCCUUCCUCUCACUGGUUAAUAAUUCAAAACAAGUAUGUUAUUAUCGACAUCGACCAAUGCGUCUUCACUUUAAAUUGUUAUCUUGUUUCUUGUUUUAAUGCCAUGUGCAUUAUUGUAAUAAUUAAUUGUUAAUAAACUGUAUACGAGCAUCCCAAAAUAA
Dalotia coriaria is the source of this 575-nucleotide messenger RNA. RefSeq lists its product as uncharacterized. The record is from RefSeq and is a predicted model, not a curated record. Lineage: Eukaryota; Metazoa; Arthropoda; Insecta; Coleoptera; Staphylinidae. The coding region runs from base 15 to 434 and encodes 139 amino acids. The transcript has 2 exons.